Messenger RNA from Aphanomyces astaci, 1264 nucleotides. RefSeq lists its product as hypothetical. The coding region runs from base 17 to 883 and encodes 288 amino acids. The transcript has 5 exons. NCBI's taxonomy places the organism in Eukaryota, Oomycota, Saprolegniomycetes, Saprolegniales, Verrucalvaceae. The record is from RefSeq and is a predicted model, not a curated record.
AUUACAUAUUCGCACGAUGGGAGUUCAAGCGACGAGUCCUUCGUUGGCGCUGCCGCAACCGCACAAUGACAUCUUGUUCUACGGGACCCUAGACAAACGACGGGACGGUGCCGUUCGCGGCGGAUGGGCAACCCGGCUGUUCCUUCUCACGCCAAAGUGGUUGGUGUACUUCCGCCACACCACGAAACAGGAUCUAUUGGGGGAAGAGCGCGAGCGCGUUGCCUUGUCCUCCAUCACAAAGAUUCGUGUUGCCCCUGAAUCCGAGCUUGCCUCGACUGCUAUUGACAUCCCGAACGAGUACUCAUAUCUGGAGAUCACAUUGGAUACGCCUGGCAAGACCCUCCUCAUGCGAACUGCAAAGUCCGACGCGAUGUCGAGCCAUCACUGGGUCACGGUGAUCGAGGCGCAGCGCCAGCUUCUUUUGCACCCCAACGCCACCGCUCUAAAGCCAGUACACCCAGCCCAUAAUGACACAUCUGCAGCAUCGAGCAGGGCCUUCGACGAGCCGACUCAGCGACAAGUGGGGCUCGUGAUCUUGGUCGACGACUACACCGAGCGCGACGAGUUCGUCGUGGCCAAGUCGGUGGCGUUCGGGACCCAGAUCAACUUGGGGCUGGUCAAGCAAGGCGGCGCGUGCAUCAUCGUGCUGGACGACGGAGCCAUCGCCCGCAUCGGCACACAGGCGCUGAUGGGCAGUUGGGACGCCAACGAAACGUGCUGGGUCGAGUGUCUCGGCUCUUCGACGCUCACCGAAGUGGAGGUGUCCGUCGUGUGCCAAGUGGUCAAGCAGCAGCAGCACCCCAAGCCAUCCGUGACGUCGCCAUCGUCGACGCCGAAGUCCACCAACACCAAGCACUGGAUUCGACUCGCCGAAGAAGGUUGAUUGUUCAAGUUCAUGCAUACAUGGGGGGAGGAUGAUAAUGAUCCUAUCUUGAACUUGCAGGCGCGAGCUUUGGGUACCUGUUGAUGGCCAUGCUGGUGCACUUUAUGCUGGGGGUGCAGGGAUUCCACUGGUCGCACAAAGCGUGCUUGACUGCUGGCGCGGCGCUGGCCAUCUCCACCGUCAUGAACAGCGCCAACUCCAAGUCGUCGAGAGGCGGACGACCCAUGCGCCGCAUGAACUCGUCGUUGAUCCCGAAAGUGCACUUGGCCAUGACCAUCCAUCGAAGCCGCCGUCACGCCACAGCGUAAUAACGCAAGUCGAUCACGAUAAAUACUUUAAAUACAACGAACGACAAAACACGAACGAUGUCGUACAUGUGAG